AUGACUCAGGCUGAUUUUGAAGAGGCAGCAGAAGAGGUCAAACAACUCAAAAGUAAACCAACAGAUGAAGACAUGUUACUUAUCUAUGGCCUAUACAAACAGGCAACUGUUGGAGAUGUGAAUACAGACCAUUCAGGCACGUUAGACCUGAAAGAGAAAGCCAAGUGGGAUGCAUGGAAUGAACGAAAAGGUACAGGCAAAGAAGAGUCACUGAAGAAGUACAUAGAAAGAGUGCAAGAGUUAAAAGAAAAACAUGGCAUGAAAUAG
Messenger RNA from Pristis pectinata (smalltooth sawfish), 267 nucleotides. Its product is annotated as acyl-CoA-binding protein-like. Gene Ontology annotation, molecular function: fatty-acyl-CoA binding. Gene Ontology annotation, biological process: fatty acid metabolic process. The transcript has a single exon. The coding region runs from base 1 to 267 and encodes 88 amino acids. NCBI's taxonomy places the organism in Eukaryota, Metazoa, Chordata, Chondrichthyes, Rhinopristiformes, Pristidae. The record is from RefSeq and is a predicted model, not a curated record.